Molecule: messenger RNA, 3005 nt
Organism: Cyprinus carpio (common carp)
Lineage: Eukaryota; Metazoa; Chordata; Actinopteri; Cypriniformes; Cyprinidae
Exons: 3
Coding region: 88-2934 (948 amino acids)
Source: RefSeq, a predicted model, not a curated record
AAAUACACAUACCUGUAGCUGCAUGUAUGCUGGGCUUUGUAGAUUUUGUGGAGUGAUUUGAAAACGUGACUAUUGGGGGUUUUUGUUAUGGGUCAAAGAUGGAAAAGGUUAUCCUUGAUGGUAGUCUUGCUACUUUGGAAGAAUGCUGAUGGAUUUAAAGGGGUUGCUUAUUCCAGUGACCCAUGGGAUCAGCCUCCUGACACCUUGCCUCUUGCGGUCCAGUCUUCUAUGUCAGAGACCCAUGUGACUGGGACUUUGCCUGUUGAAGAAGUGGGCUCCACUUUGUUCCCUAACAAACCCUUAAAAAGCAGGUCAAAGUUGAAUCUACUCCAGUCUGUUAAAGGUGGUUCUAGUAGCUAUCAGUCAAUGUCCCAUGCCCAGACUGCUCCAAGCAGCUAUGCCUCAGCUUCCUUACCUCUGCCCCCAGUUCAAAAGCCUUCAAGUAGUUUGAUGUCCUCUGGAUCAACCGUCCCAGGUGUUGCUAGUGGAUUAAGUUUGGAGACCCAGUAUGCUACAGGUGGUUCUGGAUCCCUUAUUUCUAUGCAAGGAGGGAGUAGUAGCUACGCUGCAGAACUUGGCACUUCUGGUCAGUCCACCAGUGAUGGUUUGCAUGUGUCUAGCUCCCAGGGAACCUCUGUUCAUCAAUCAGCAGAAGCCCGUUUGCCUGUGUUCUCUCAAAGUAUCUCUUACAGCAGUUCAUCUGCUCCAGGUGCUGUUUCCACUUCUCAAAGUAGCCCUGUACUACUUCCAGAAAGUUCAGGUCAACCGGUGUCUUGGGGUGAAGGUAGUUACAGUGGUUUGUCUCGAGGUGCUUCUAGUCCAUAUACCUCAGUCUCAAGUACAAAGCUCAGUUCUUCAACCAUUUCUCACCAGUCCUCUGGUGGCCAGAGCUCCCCCAGUUGGUUUAGUUCCAGAUCUCAGGAUAGUUCUGGUGCACCUUUAGCUUCUGGUUCCUUUCUAGCAAAAGUGACAGGGCUUAGUCCUCGUGAGACAUCCAGUCAGCUUCUGCCCUUGGUGGUAUCUAGCCACUCUACUAGUGGUCAAAGCUCCCCUAGUUUGCAUGUAGUUAGCCCUCAGAUCAGUUCUGAUUCAAAGUCAACAGGUGCUGCUGCUGCAUCUCCAUACACUUGGGGCACUAUCCCUUACAGUAGCUUGUCUAGCCAGGCUCAAGGCUCUACCACUUCUCAGGGCAGCUCUGGGGCUAAAUUGUCAGCAAGUUCUGUCCAAUCUAUCCCCACACAAGUAGGGAGUGACAGUUACAGUGGCGUGUCCCAGUCUCUCACUGCCUCUAGUCUGUAUACUCCAGGAUCCUUGUCUAACAAGCUUGAUGCUUUACCCCUGCAGGUUUCUAGCCAGUCCACAAAUGCUCAAAGUUCACCUAUUGUUUCUAUGUCAAACACCCAGAGCAGGUCUGGGACGCAGUUAGCAACUUCUAGUCGUUAUGUCCCUGUACAAGGAGGUAGCUCAACAUUAUCUCUCAAGCCUCUGGGCACACUUGGUCGGUAUACUCCCAUGUCCCCUACCAAAUAUAUAAAAGGUCCCACAAGUAGCAGGACUACCUAUGGAGCAGUUUCACAGGUUGGCUCUCUGUCUCAAAUGGAAGCUUCUGGUCCACUUCUAUCUCAGGGAGGGAACCAUUACAGUGGGUUGCUUCCACAGUCACAAGCUGCCUCUGGUCAAUAUGCUCUUGGCUACUCCAAGCCCAUUUCCUCACCCCAGGGCACUUCCAGUCAGUCUGCCAGUGUCUUGAGUUCCCAUAAGCAACCUGUCUCUGCCUCCCAGGGCAGCUUUGGGGCUCAGUUUGGGGCCUUGCAGGGAAUGAGCAGCUCUUCCAGUGGUUCGAUCCAGUCUCAAGGUACCUUAGAUUUAUAUUGCAAGUGUGCAUUGCCACCCCUAGAUGUAGGCAGUCAGACUACUCCCAGUUCACAUAAGCGUCUUGCAUCUAGCUAUGGCACCCAGUCAGAGUCUAUCCCCUUCACCCUGCAAGGAAGUGUUACUUAUGAUGGAUCACCACAGCCUAAAGUUGCUGCAAGUCAGUUUGCACUGGUGUCUCAAUCAUAUCCAAGUGUAUCAUCCCAAGGUGUUGCCAGUCAGUCUACUACUGUUCGGGAUUCUCAGAAGCCGCUUACGUCUACCUACACAGGCAGCUCUGGCACCCAGGCAGGGUCCUCUACUCCCGUCACCCUGCAUCAUGCUGCUUAUGGUGGAUCAUCUCAGCCUCAACAUACUGCUAGCCAGUUUAGCCCUGGGUUGUCAUCCUCAUAUCAAAGUUUAUCGUUGUCCUCACCCCUAGGUGUUGCCAGGCAAUCUAGUUCAUGGAAGCAGUUUACCUCUGCCUCCCAUGGCAGCUCUGGCACCCAGGCUGGGUCCUCUUUCACCCUGCAGGGAAGCACUGCCUAUGGUGGAUCAUCUCCCCAAGAUGCUAGUCAAUCUGUCCCUGGGUCUUCAUCCCCAUAUGCAAGUGUAUCAUUGCCCUCACCUCAAGGUGUUGCUAGUCAGUCCAACCAAGCAUAUCAAGGCUAUUCUGUGUCCCAAAGCCAGAAGUCCCAAAGAUGGCAGCCUUUAGCCGCUCAUUGGACACAAGGUAUUCAGACAUCAGAUGCAGCUGCAUCACAGGGUAGUUCAUCUUCAAGCUCUCCAAUGCAUGUCUCCUCCCUAUCAUCUGCAAGAGGCUCAUCAAGAGUUUCUAGUCCACUUGUUUCUGCGCUGGGUGGUAGCACCAGUUAUGAUGGCUCUUUCCGAUCUCAAAGCCUCUCUACCAAGUAUACCCCUGGGUCCCAGCUCUUGUCCUAUGAUCCAAGUGUUGCUGGUCAAGGUACAUCCAGUGCUUCAGCUUCUGAGAUCUCAAGUAGCUACAGUUCCAUGAACAAUCAGAAUGUUCCGGUUCCAUCCCGCAGCUCUUCCUCAAGGCGCUUCUACUCUAUCAAGGGAUAAGAGACUCUGGUAAACUGCCACAAGAUGCAAAUGUCUUCCAGAGCAAACCCCAAUAAAUCUUUCAAUGAAAA